This is a messenger RNA of Ochlerotatus camptorhynchus, 1044 nucleotides long. RefSeq names its product ATPase ASNA1 homolog. Gene Ontology annotation, cellular component: GET complex. Gene Ontology annotation, biological process: post-translational protein targeting to endoplasmic reticulum membrane. The record is from RefSeq and is a predicted model, not a curated record. Gene Ontology annotation, molecular function: ATP binding; ATP hydrolysis activity. Bases 16 to 1029 code for a protein of 337 amino acids. Lineage: Eukaryota; Metazoa; Arthropoda; Insecta; Diptera; Culicidae. The transcript is spliced from 4 exons.
GCUCCGCCCAGCAAAAUGGACGCAGAUUACGAGCCUCUCGCCCCGAACCUGGAGAACAUCAUCGACCAGGAAACGCUCAAGUGGAUCUUCGUCGGUGGAAAGGGUGGUGUUGGCAAAACAACCUGCAGUUGCAGCUUGGCCAUUCAGCUGGCGAAGGUACGCCCCUCGGUCCUGAUCAUAUCGACCGAUCCGGCACACAACAUAUCGGAUGCGUUCGAUCAGAAGUUUACGAAGGUGCCGAGCAAGGUGAAUGGGUUCGACAAUCUGUUUGCCAUGGAGAUCGAUCCGAACGUGGGCCUGAACGAGCUUCCAGAUGAGUACUUCGAGGGGGAGAAUUCGGCGAUGAAGCUGAGCAAGGGUGUUUUCCAGGAGAUCAUCGGAGCCCUGCCGGGGAUUGAUGAGGCGAUGAGCUACGCCGAGGUGAUGAAAUUAGUAAAAGCGAUGAAUUUUUCGGUGGUGGUGUUCGACACGGCUCCAACGGGACACACGCUGCGAUUGCUGUCCUUCCCACAAGUGGUGGAGAAAGGAUUGGGCAAGCUGCUGAGGUUGAAGAUGAAAUUAGCUCCGUUCAUUUCGCAAAUGGGAUCGCUCUUUGGAAUGCAGGAUUUUAAUGCUGAUACUUUGACGAGCAAGCUAGAGGAAAUGUUGACCAUUAUUCGCCAGGUUAACGAACAGUUUAGAAAUCCGGAUCAAACAACAUUCGUCUGUGUGUGUAUAGCAGAGUUUCUGUCGUUGUACGAAACGGAACGGUUGGUCCAGGAACUGACCAAGUGCGGCAUUGACACGCACAACAUUAUCGUGAAUCAGUUGCUGUUCCGCCGAGAGGGUCAGGCUCCUUGUGCGAUGUGUUCCGCUCGCUACAAGGUGCAGGAGAAGUAUCUGGACCAGAUUGCCGAUUUAUACGAGGACUUCCACGUGGUGAAACUGCCCCUGCUGGACAAGGAGGUGCGUGGUGCGGAGAAUGUGAAAAAGUUUUCCGAAAAUCUAAUCAAGCCGUACUGUCCGAAUGAAGUGCAACAGGAUACAUAGUUGGUAUAGUGGCGG